Perca fluviatilis (European perch) is the source of this 1782-nucleotide messenger RNA. RefSeq names its product macrophage mannose receptor 1-like. Bases 4 to 1782 code for a protein of 592 amino acids. The record is from RefSeq and is a predicted model, not a curated record. Lineage: Eukaryota; Metazoa; Chordata; Actinopteri; Perciformes; Percidae. The transcript is spliced from 7 exons.
AAGAUGGUGAAGAUGCAGUGGAGUCUGUUAGUGUUCAUUGUGAUGGGUCAGUGUUCCUCCAUUGGGGGUCAGCUGUAUGACUACCACUUCAUUGGAGAGAAGAAGACCUGGAAAGAAGCCCAGGAGUAUUGCAGAAAGAACCACACUGACCUGGCCACAGUGUCUAACCAGACAGACAUGCAGAGACUCCUUAACUCCACGACUGCACAGUAUCCAGCCGGAGCCUGGAUUGGGCUGCAGCGAGACUGGCGCUGGUCUCGGCCAGGGGUGGAGUACAACAAGAGUAAAUGGUUUCCAGGACAGCCGAAUAAUUUCAACAAUCAGAAGAACUGUGUGUGGGUGAAGGAUGACACAUGGGAUGACGCCUCUUGUACUGAAAAGCAUAAAUGUAUCUGCUAUGACGACAAACAGAAGACAUUUUCUUUCAGUUCCUCUGAGAUGAACUGGACGGAGGCUCAGAGCAACUGCAGAAAAACUCACACUGACCUGAUCAGUGGAGUCAAACAGCUAGAAGACUUCAAGACACAGCGCCGGAAAGAAGCAGAACCUUUCUGGAUCGGCCUGUUCAGAAAGUCUUACUGGAGUUGGUCAGAUGGGAGCAGUUUCUCUUUCAGAUCCUGGGAUAAAGAUAAACAAAACCCUGAGAAGACAUGUGCUAUGACUACGAUAAAUGGAAAAUGGAGCUCCGAUGACUGUAAUAAAACCAGACCCUUCUUCUGCUACAAGGAUGCUUGUCUAGCUCUCAGCUCCAUCGCUGCAGUUUCUUCUCUGUUAUCAGGUCAGUGUUCCUCCAUUGGGGGUCAGCUGUGUGACUACCACUUCAUUGGAGAGAAGAAGACCUGGAAAGAAGCCCAGGAGUAUUGCAGAAAGAACCACACUGACCUGGCCACAGUGUCUAACCAGGCAGGCAUGAAGAGCCUCCUCGGCUCCACGACUGCACAGUUUCGAGCUGGAGCCUGGAUUGGGCUGCAGCGAGACUGGCGCUGGUCUCGGCCAGGGGUGGAGUUCAACGAGAGUAAAUGGUUUGCAGGACAGCCGAAUAAUUUAAAAAAUCGUGAGAACUGUGUGUGGAUGAAGGAUGACACAUGGGAUGACGCAUCUUGUAAUGAAAGGCAUAAAUGUAUCUGCUAUGACGACAAACAGAAGACAUUUUCUGUCAGUUCCUCUGAGAUGACCUGGACAAAGGCUCAGAGGUACUGCAGAAAAACUCACACUGACCUGAUCAGUGGAGUCAAACAGCUAGAAGACUUCAAGACACAGCGCCGGAAAGAAGCAGAACCUUUCUGGAUCGGCCUGUUCAGAAAGUCUUACUGGAGUUGGUCAGAUGGGAGCAGUUUCUCUUUCAGAUCCUGGGAUCAAGAUAAACAAUACCCUGAGAAGACAUGUGCUAUGACUACGAUAAAUGGAAAUUGGAGCUCUGAUGACUGUGAUGAAAAAAAAACCUUCUUCUGCUACAACGAUUCAGUGAUCCUGAUCAACCAGAGCAUGAUCUGGGAGGACGCGUUAUACUACUGCAGAGAUCACCAUGGCGACCUUGUCUCCAUCACCAACCUGGACGAUCAGCUGGGUCAGAGAGCCAAGAUAGCCUCCACUCCUAAAUUAUUGGCUGGGACUGCGCUACACCUGCACUCUGGACUUCUGGUUCUGGGUCAGUGGCCAAAGAGGCAGUCCCACUACAAGAACUGGGCCCUCCCCAGUCUGGGGCGAGCUACCCAACAUGUCUGGAGCCAUGGACGAGAGGGACUUAGGUCAAAAGAUCGGCCCGAUGCCACACAAGUUUAA